Messenger RNA from Durio zibethinus, 483 nucleotides. RefSeq lists its product as uncharacterized. Lineage: Eukaryota; Viridiplantae; Streptophyta; Magnoliopsida; Malvales; Malvaceae. The record is from RefSeq and is a predicted model, not a curated record.
AUGGCUCAGCGUUCCGUCAAGAGCAUUCAGCUGGUCAGACGAUCUUAUGCAGCUGCAGCGGAGAGCAUGAAAGUGCAACCAGUGGCAUCAGUUAUGAAGAAAGAAACAGAUUUGAGGGAUGAAAUUUCGGCAGAGAAGGAAACGUUUUGGAUGAAAGAUCCGAAGACCGGCAACUGGAUUCCAGAGAAUCAUUUUGACGACAUUGAUGUUGCAGAGCUAAGGAAGAAAGUUCUUCCAAAGAACAGAACUGGUGAAACUUUACUUGAAAAGAAUAAUUAGCCUGCUAAGACUUUUAAGUUAUAAGCCAUAGUCAUAGCUUUGGCUGAUAAUGUUUAGUAUUGGAGCUCUUGCUGAUAAUUUCUGUUACUAUUGACUCAUAAUAAAUUUACAUGAGUUCCAGUUGCCGAUGCUAGUUUUGCGAUGCAAUGAGUCCCAUUACGUUUAGAAAUCUUGAUAAUCUAUGGUAAAUUCGCAUAAUGCAGU